This is a messenger RNA of Crotalus tigris (Tiger rattlesnake), 4553 nucleotides long. RefSeq names its product SLIT-ROBO Rho GTPase activating protein 1 (gene SRGAP1). NCBI's taxonomy places the organism in Eukaryota, Metazoa, Chordata, Lepidosauria, Squamata, Viperidae. The record is from RefSeq and is a predicted model, not a curated record. Gene Ontology annotation, cellular component: cytoplasm. Gene Ontology annotation, biological process: negative regulation of cell migration; signal transduction. Bases 963 to 4133 code for a protein of 1056 amino acids. Gene Ontology annotation, molecular function: protein binding. The transcript is spliced from 23 exons.
GGAUGCCGCUUGGCAGGAGACUAAAGUCUUUCUCCUUGCUGCGUGAGCGCUUUCGGAUAGGCUGCUCGCUUUCUCGUUUCCCGUUUCAGGCCAGCAGCUGAGGGAAGCGGCGACAAAGCUGUGGAUCCAAUUAAAGGCUUGGCGGCGGCACCAGCUGGAGGAGGCACGGCGAGUGGGAACAGGCGAAGGAAAGGGCGAAGCUAGAACUUUGUUGGGAAGGCGAGGCUGCUGGCUCCUCUGGGAAACGCUUUGAGGGGCUGUUGGAGGUUGAGUUAGCCGGCGCCUCGCCCAGGUCUUUUGGGAGCGGGUCGCCUGCGCAGUGCUCGCUCUCCGGGAGGAGGCGACAACAGCAAUAGCAGCUGCCGAGAGCUCCUCCAGUGCCGCCGGACGUGCCGGAGACUAGUCCAGCACGAGCCGGGAUCCAUCCCCUCCUCGCCAGAGCCAGGCGAUGCUUUCAGGGAACACUCGACGGUUCCACUGACUUAAUUGAAGCUUCGGAGAAGAGCAGCCGCUUUACAGAGCGAAAGGAGGCCUUUUACUGCUCUCUCCCCCCAGUCCUUACUGUUGGAGAUGGUGCCCGCCCCGGGAUUAGUUUAAAGCCUUAUCUUCAGCCUCUCUUUUGUGGAGGUGAGCUGGAGAGACGUACGCCAGCUACUCCGAAAACCGGCAGACUCUGGCGUGGGACGCGUUGCUUAGUGCUGCGCCUAACCCCGUCGAUCCCCCUUUCUCUGUGGGAAGACGAUAAUCUUGUAAUCUCAACGCCGAAGUCUUCUCUAUCAGUGUAAAACGAAAAUAAUCGUCUGGAUAAUGUCAACCUCAAGCAGAUUCAAAAAGGACAAAGAGAUCGUAGCCGAGUACGAAAGUCAAGUGAAAGAUGAAGAACCUGGGACAGCAGCAAUAAGAACUCUUCUCCAGCAGUUAGAGGAGUGCUUCUGCAAUGAGGGGCAGCCUCAGCUUGGAAGAUGUCUGCUAUGGCUGUAGCUCCUUCCUGCGGUGCCAGUUUCACAGAAAUUCGGGCUCAGCUAACAGAACAACAAAAAUGCCUGGAGCAGCAAACUGAGAUGAGAGUGCAGCUUCUUCAAGACUUGCAAGACUUCUUUCGUAAAAAGGCAGAAAUAGAAACAGAAUAUUCACGCAGUCUUGAAAAGUUAGCUGAAAGGUUCAUGGCAAAAACAAGAAGUACUAAAGAUCAUCAACAGUACAAGAAAGACCAGAAUCUGCUAUCUCCAGUAAAUUGUUGGUACUUACUUCUCAACCAAGUGAGAAGAGAAAGCAAAGACCAUGCGACACUGAGUGAUAUCUACCUGAACAAUGUCAUCAUGCGUUUUAUGCAGAUAAGUGAAGAUUCCACCAGAGUAUUCAAGAAGAGCAAAGAAAUUGCAUUCCAGCUUCAUGAGGAUUUAAUGAGGGUUCUUAAUGAGCUUUACACGGUUAUGAAAACAUACCAUAUGUAUCAUACUGAGAGCAUCAGUGCAGAAAGUAAAUUGAAAGAGGCUGAAAAGCAAGAAGAAAAACAAAUUGGCAGAUGCGGAGACCCUGUUUUUCAUAUUCGACUGGAGGAAAGACACCAAAGACGGAGUUCAGUGAAGAAAAUUGAAAAAAUGAAGGAAAAACGUCAAGCAAAAUACUCUGAAAACAAACUGAAAUCUAUUAAAGCCAGAAAUGAAUAUCUGCUAACCCUUGAAGCAACAAAUGCAUCUGUUUUCAAAUAUUAUAUUCAUGACCUUUCAGACCUGAUUGAUUGUUGCAAUCUUGGAUAUCAUGCAAGCUUGAGCAGAGCCUUAAGAACAUAUCUCUCUGCAGAAUAUAACCUUGAAACCUCACGACAUGAGGGCUUGGACAUCAUUGAAAAUGCUGUUGACAAUCUGGAGCCCCGAAGUGACAAGCAGAGAUUCAUGGAAAUGUAUCCUACAGCCUUCUGUCCUCCAAUGAAAUUUGAGUUUCAACCCCAUAUGGGUGAUGAGGUUUCUCAAGUCAGUGCCCAACAGCCAGUUCAAGGAGAAUUCAUGCUUAGAUAUCAGCAACUUCAGUCUCGACUAACAACUUUGAAAAUUGAAAAUGAAGAGGUUAAGAAGACAACAGAAGCUACUUUACAGACAAUACAAGAUAUGGUCACCAUUGAAGACUAUGAUGUUUCUGAAUGCUUCCAACACAGUCGUUCGACUGAGUCUGUCAAGUCAACAGUUUCUGAGACCUACCUGAGCAAGCCUAGCAUAGCUAAAAGAAGAGCUAACCAGCAGGAGACUGAACAGUUUUAUUUCAUGAAAUUCAGAGAGUACUUGGAAGGAAGCAAUCUUAUCACGAAGCUUCAGGCAAAACAUGAUUCACUGCAGCAGACACUUGAAGAAGGUCAUAGGGCAGAAUAUAUGACUACAAGAGGACGAAGGAACUCACAGACCAGACACCAGGACUCAGGACAAGUAAUCCCCCUCAUUGUAGAAAGCUGUAUCCAAUUUAUCAAUUUGUAUGGUCUUCAACACCAGGGAAUUUUCAGGGUGUCAGGCUCCCAGGUGGAGGUCAAUGAUAUUAAAAAUUCAUUUGAAAGAGGUGAAAAUCCUUUGGCAGAUGACCAAAGUAACCAUGAUAUUAACUCAGUUGCUGGAGUCCUGAAGCUCUAUUUCCGAGGGCUGGAGAAUCCUAUUUUUCCUAAGGAAAGAUUUAAUGAUCUUAUUUCUGGUGUCAGAACAGAAAAUCUCUACGAGAGAGCUCUUCACAUACGUAAACUUUUGCUGACAUUGCCCAGAUCGAUCAUUAUCUUACUAAGAUAUCUUUUUGCCUUCCUCAAUCACCUUUCUCAGUAUAGUGAUGAAAAUAUGAUGGAUCCUUAUAACCUGGCCAUUUGUUUUGGCCCAACAUUGAUGCCCAUUCCAGAUAUACAAGAACAAGUGUCGUGCCAGGCUCAUGUUAAUGAAAUCAUCAAAACCAUUAUCAUUCACCAGGAGAUCAUUUUCCCAGAUAGCAAGGAACUAGAUGGCCCAGUAUAUGAAAAAUGUAUGGCAGGUGAUGACUACUGUGACAGCCCUUAUAGUGAACAUGGUACCUUAGAAGAAGUGGAUCUGGAUGCUGGGGCAGAAGUACAUACCAGUGAUGAUGAAUGUGAUCCAAUAGAAGCUAUAGCUAAAUUUGACUAUGUUGGAAGAUCUGCACGAGAACUCUCUUUUAAGAAAGGAGCCUCACUACUUUUAUAUCAUCGAGCUUCUGAUGAUUGGUGGGAAGGAAGACAUAACGGAAUUGAUGGCCUUGUACCCCACCAAUACAUAGUGGUUCAAGAUAUGGAUGAUACAUUCUCGGAUACACUGAGCCAAAAAGCAGAUAGUGAAACCAGCAGUGGGCCAAUACUUGAAGACAAAUCUUAUCCCAAAGAUAUGAGUUCAUCAACAGAUUUGAAUUCUGAAGUAUAUCUAGGAAGGCAGCGCAAGAGAUCUGAAAUCCCACUUUCUGGCAGACGUCCUGGCAGGACCAGUGAUGGACACUGUCCAGUUCAUACACCACAUGGCCCUACUAAUUCCUCAGUGGAAUUAGUUUCCUCCAGUAUGGCAAGCCAUGCUACUUCUCGAACUGUCCUUCAGAACCACGGCCUCAUAACAGAUAGCCCAGAAAGGAGACGGAAACCUGGCCACAGCAGCCUCACCAAUAUUAGUAGACAUGAAUCUCUGAAAAAAAGUGACAGCCCUCCAAUUAGAAGAUCAACCUCAUCUGGCCAGUAUCCUGUUUUCAAUGACCACAAACCACUUGACCCAGAGUCAAUUGUUCAGGAUAUUGAAGAAACAAUGAAUACGGCUCUAAAUGAACUUCGGGAACUGGAACGCCAGAGUUCUGCAAAACAUGCUCCAGAUGUUGUCCUUGAUACCUUAGAACAAAUGAAGAAUUCUCCCACCAACACGACCUCAACAGAAUCUUUGAGUCCUCUUCACAAUAUCAUUUUAAGAAAUGCCGAGCCUCAGAUUCGCCGUAGCACUAGUUCUUCCAGUGAUACUAUGAGUACCUUCAAGCCAAUGGUGACACCAAGAAUGGGCGUGCAGCUGAAGCCACCUGCACUGAGACCAAAGCCAGUAGUUCUUCCAAAAACAAACCCAAGCAUAGGCCCCUCUUCUCCUUCCCAAGGCCCAGCUGACAAGUCUUGCACGAUGUAGAACCCAAGAAACCAAAUGCGGAGUGAACUACCAAAAGAAUGUAUCCAUGAUAGUUGUCUGAAUUCCAGUAUAUUAUUAUAUAUUUAGGAAAGGAGAGAUUCAUUUUUUAAAUGUUAAAGUCUCAAGCUAUCUACUUUAGCAUGGGUAUUUAUUAGAAGUUGGGUUCAAUUUUUAAACUGGAGCAUUCGGUGUCUACAUUUGCAAUAUAUGCUUAAUACAGUUAAAGACUCAGUGAGUGCAUUUUUACAGCAUGCUGAGCUUGAUUAGAUUGGGUUGGGGGGUGUAGUUUAGCAGAGGGCUUUUCAACCUUUUCACCCAUUCUACCACUUUUAGGAUAUGGUAAUAUCCGAGUACCACCAGCCACCUAGCAAGGUGUCAAAAACAUGAUGACCAAAAAAAAAAGAAAAGAAAAAGUGAGUA